Oncorhynchus gorbuscha (pink salmon) is the source of this 1830-nucleotide messenger RNA. It is a transcript of the gene haus2, whose product is annotated as HAUS augmin like complex subunit 2. The coding region runs from base 199 to 810 and encodes 203 amino acids. The record is from RefSeq and is a predicted model, not a curated record. Gene Ontology annotation, cellular component: mitotic spindle microtubule; centrosome; HAUS complex. NCBI's taxonomy places the organism in Eukaryota, Metazoa, Chordata, Actinopteri, Salmoniformes, Salmonidae. The transcript has 8 exons. Gene Ontology annotation, biological process: spindle assembly; microtubule nucleation; centrosome cycle.
GACCUGAGUCAGUAAAAGGAGUCGUUCAAAAAUAACGAAUCGUUCGUGAACUGCACAUCACUACAGUAACGUUAGAGCGGGAAGUCCGGAAGUCAUUUCUUCACCAAAGGAACAACAACAUCCGCGGGCUAAAUUUGAAAAAAGUAUUUGUCGAAAAUUGCUACAUAUUUUCUAAGGUUGACCCCAUCGCUCUUACGAAUGAAUCCGUGGGACAUUGCUCCAUAUUCAGUGACACCAGUUGCAAGUCUUUUGACCAGAUGCGUCGCCUCGGGUGUUCUUUCCCAGGAGGAUGUUGAUUCUGUCCCUAGAGAACCCCACGUCUUUUCCCCACAUCUCCUGGAAGCUGAACAGCUCAUCACUAUGGAACGGGAGCUUGACAAGAUCAAUCUAGAAAUGGAGUUGUUGAAGUUGGAAAAAGAAAGCGCAGAUGUCACUCACAAAUUUUAUUUGAGUCAAAGGUUUACAUCAUUGCAGCAAUUCACCUCCCAUCUACAAGAUGUGCUGAGAGAACAGGCAAGCCUGCGCCGAAGACUGAUGAAACCACUGUGUCAGACUAACCUGCCCGUAGAGGCAGAUCUUCACAGAUAUGUGGUGGAGGUCAUGAGGAUGGUGGUGGACUUCAUUGAGAACUUGGAGGCAAAGAUAAGCACUGUUCGUUCUAUUCCCACCAUUGAUGAUUCCAUGAGCAAUCUGAACAAUGGCAUAGCUCAGCUCCUAGCCCAGGUGACAGAGGUGGAAAGACUCUCUAAACAGAUUCUACAGUGGAGAAGUCAAAACAGCAGCACUUCCAUCAAUGACAUCACUACCUGAGAGCAAGGCCCCAGCGAGGUUCGAACUCGCGACCCCUGGUUUACAAGACCAGUGCUCUACCACUGAGCUAUGGAGCCGGUUGUUGAGGUAAGAAUGUAUUGGCAUUUGAUCACGUGAUGUCAUAGAGCCAUUUCGGACUAUUUUACUUCAAAUUCGAAAUAACCAACACUUCCUAUGUCUAACUACACCGCACAUAUUCAGCUAGCAAGGCUAUCUUGUGGAAACGAAAGCUGCGUGCCAAUGUCGGACAUUUUCGCUGUUCAGUCCGAUUUUGCCACCACCGUCGUGUAUUGGCUAGCAAACUAAUUACAAAAGUUUAUAAUAAAAAAACUAUAAAUGGAAUAUAUAUAAAAUUACAAUUAUUUACAAUGAUGGCCUGGCAGAGCUCUAACUUGAGUGAUGCAGAGGUCCAAGGCACUGCAUGUCACUGCAAGAGGUGUCACAAGAGGCUCUGGUUCAAAUCCAGGCUGUAUCACAUCUGGAUGCGAUUGUGAGUCCCAUAGGGUGGUGCACCAUUUCCCCCCUGUUUUUUCCAGGUUUGGUUGGGGUACGCCGUCAUUGAAAAUAAGAAUUUGUUCUUAACUGACUUGCCUAGUUAAAUAAAUAAAACCAAUUGUGCACUACCCUAUGGGACUUCCAAUCAUGGCUGCUUGUGAUACAGCCUGAAAUUGAACCAAGGUCUGCAAUGGUUCCUCUAGCACUGAGAUGCCUUAGACUGCUGUGCCAUUCAGGAGGUGCAUCCAAAGUGUAUUUCCCUGUAACAUGCCAUUGUUUAUGAAAGUUUAUGAAAUAAACAUGUCUUCAACCCCCAUAUCACACACUCACGUACUUAAAUCAUAGUUGUGUGUACAUCAGUGGAGGAAGGGGAGGACCAUCCUCAGUGAAUUUAAUAAAAAAUACAAAUAAUGAAACAUUAAAGUUAUAAUUUUUAGACAGAACUAUACUAAAUACACUGCUCCAAAAAAUAAAGGGAACACUUAAACAACACAAUGUAACUCCAAGUCAAUCACACUUCUGUGA